Colletotrichum spaethianum is the source of this 1638-nucleotide messenger RNA. Its product is annotated as putative sterigmatocystin biosynthesis P450 monooxygenase stcS. Bases 1 to 1638 code for a protein of 545 amino acids. NCBI's taxonomy places the organism in Eukaryota, Fungi, Ascomycota, Sordariomycetes, Glomerellales, Glomerellaceae. Gene Ontology annotation, molecular function: monooxygenase activity; heme binding; iron ion binding. The record is from RefSeq and is a predicted model, not a curated record. The transcript is spliced from 3 exons.
AUGUUUGGCGUGUCAAAUUGGCUCAUCGCGGCCACCGUGGCCAUUGCCACGGUCGUCUACUGGCUCUUCAAGGCAAUUUACAUGCGGACUAGAUUCAGAGGCCUGCCUCAACCGCCAAAACACUCAUGGAUCUGGGCGCACACCACUAUCUGGGAGGAGCUGGCGGCGACCCUCCCGCCUUUCACCCACCCGCAGCACAUCUACACCAUCAUGGCGCAAAAGUACAACCUCGGCGGCAUCUUCUACGUUGACAUGUGGCCGUUCGUCGAGUCCCAGGUCGUCAUCACCGACCCGGACGCCGCCCAGCUCGUCCUCACGACGAACCCAUACCCGAAGCACCCGACCAUCGAAAAGUUCCUGCGCCCCUUCACGGGAAAGGACAGCAUCGCCGCCUCCAACGGCGAGCGCUGGAAGUACAACCACCGCAUGGUCGGCUCCGGCUUCACGCCGACCUACGUGAAACCCAUGGUCGGCAUGAUUGCCGAGCAGGUCCUCAUCUUCCACGAGCGGCUGCGCGAGUUUGCGGGAAAGAACGAGGCCUUUAACAUGGAAGAGGAGUCGGCCAAGACCAUCUUUGACGUGGUUGGUAAGAUCGUCUUUGGCGUCUCGCUCGAGGCGCAGAGGUCCGGGUCGCCGCUGCUGGAGGACUUGCGUGCCUCGAUUAACCCCGCCACGACGUUCAUUGGCACCCGCAACCCGUGGAAGAAGCGCAAAGCUCAGCAGAGUUUGCAAGCCCUCAAGGACCGUGUGAGGGACACCCUCGCUGGUGAGAUGAAGGAGAGACUGCGCAUUCUUCAGGAUGAGAAGGAGUUGCCUUCAAGGAGGCAGGUUAAGAGUGUCCUGGACCGGAUCGUCCUCGACAGAAUCCAGAGCGGACAGGGCGCGACCCUUGACGAUGAGUUUAUCGAUACCGCCGUCACGAAUCACCUUAGCAAGAACCCGUCACUGACCCGCAACAGCCUCAAGGCCCUCCUCCUCGGCGGCCACGGCACCACCACGGACACCUUCACCUGGGUAACCAUGUUCCUCUCCCUGUACCCCGACAUCGUCGCCCGCCUGCGCACGGAGCACGACGAGCACUUCUCUCCGGACCUCGACACCACGGUCGAGAUGCUCGUCGCGAACCCAACCAAGACCAACAACCUGGACUUCACCAACGCCGUCAUCAAAGAAACACUGCGCUUCUUCCCCAUCGGCUUCACUAUCCGCCAGGCGCCCGAGGGCGUCACCCACCUCGACUGGAACGGCCGCCGCUGGCCCGUCAAGAACCUCAUGGUCAUUCCCUGCGCGCACUCGACGCACAUGGACCCGAAGGUCUGGGGCGAGGACUCCAAGAGCUUCCGACCCGACAGGUUCCUGGGCGAGGGGGCCAAGAAGAUGCACCGCUUCGCGUGGCGGCCUUUCGAGCGUGGCCCUAGAGCGUGUAUCGCACAGGAUUUGGCAAUGGAUGAGCUGCGCAUCAUGCUGCUUUUGACAGUGCGGUGGUUCGACUUUGAGACGAUUGUGAAUGGUACGACACAGAGGGUUGGUUACAUGGAUCUGGACCAGAAGGUUGGCGACCUGGCUUUCCAGAUGGUUGGUAUGGAGGCCAGACCGAGAUAUGAUAUGAAGAUGAAGGUGCACUUGAGGGAAGAGUAG